Messenger RNA from Lichtheimia ornata, 3495 nucleotides. RefSeq lists its product as uncharacterized. Gene Ontology annotation, cellular component: nucleus; cytosol. Gene Ontology annotation, molecular function: cysteine-type endopeptidase activity; cysteine-type deubiquitinase activity; protein binding. The record is from RefSeq and is a predicted model, not a curated record. Gene Ontology annotation, biological process: regulation of protein stability; protein deubiquitination. The transcript is spliced from 19 exons. The coding region runs from base 1 to 3495 and encodes 1164 amino acids. Lineage: Eukaryota; Fungi; Mucoromycota; Mucoromycetes; Mucorales; Lichtheimiaceae.
AUGACUAACUUGGAUCUCACUUGCAACAACCCCCAGAGCAACGGCAUUGACGGCGACAUUGACACUUGCAAGACACGAAGAUCGCGUCGUAAUGUUGAACCCAUCGAUUGGGGAUCGCCCAACAUGACAACUUUCGGGCCUGAAAACAAGCAAGGAAAGUCUGUAUUGACGGAUGCCAUGUGGAUAGCCAUGGAGGAAAUGUCAACCGUGGAGGAGGAUACGAUCGAGCAAAAGUGCUUUCACUGGGAAAUCGACAAUUGGAGCAAUUUACCACCUGAGGCGCGUGGACCUGUAUUCCAAGUGGGUGGCCAUGAAUGGAAUCUUCUCUUGUUUCCUCGAGGCAAUCAAGGCUUUUUCUCUCAUGUCUCCGUGUAUCUCGAAUUGACCAAUGCCAAAGACGCCUAUCAUCCCAAUCAGCAUGCAUGUGCUCAGUAUGUCAUUCUUGUAUCAUCCAUGUCCGAUCCCACCAACUACUAUUGCAAACCUGGUUCGGGUCGUUUCUCAAAUUACUCAAAGGAUUGGGGAUUCAAUGACUUUUUGCCUCAUGAACGCCUGCUCUCAUUCAAAGACGAUAAGGAACACGUAUCAGUACCUUUCUUGGAAAACGACCAAAUCCGCUUUUCAGUCAUUGUCAACGUGUUGCGUGAUCCCACGGGUGUAUUAUGGCUGACAGACUUUGAAAACUACGAUUCAAGGGAGCAUACAGGCUUUGUUGGAUUAAGGAACCAAGGUGCCACUUGUUACAUGAAUUCGCUCUUCCAAUCGCUCUAUUGCACCAAUGCAUUCCGCAAAGCCGUCUAUCAGAUUCCCACCGAGAACGACAAUCCUACGGAUAGCAUCGCUCUAUCAAUGCAACGUCUCUUUCACAAUCUUCAAUUCUCAAACAAUGCCGUAGACACGGUGGAAGUGACAAAGUCCUUCAAAUGGAAUUCACUGGAUACGCUAAUGCAACACGAUGUUCAAGAAUUCAAUCGCCUUCUUCAAGACAAAUUGGAGGAAAAAAUGAUGGGUACUCCCGCGGAUGGUGCUAUCAGAAGACUUUUUGUUGGACGCAUGACAAGCUAUAUCAGGUGCAUCAAUGUUGAUUACCAGUCAAAUCAUUCGGAGGACUAUUAUGAUAUACAAUUGAAUGUCAAAGGUUGCAAGGAUCUGGAAGAGUCUUUCAAGGACUAUGUGGCUGAGGAAACCAUGGAUGGUGACAACAAGUACAUGGCGGGAGACCAUGGAUUACAAGAUGCAAAGAAAGGAGUGACCUUUGAAUCUUUCCCACCUGUGCUCCACCUGCAACUAAAACGAUUCGAGUAUGACAUGAGACGGGAUGCCAUGGUCAAGAUCAACGAUCGGCAUGAAUUUCCUCUCAAUAUCGACUUGGAACCUUAUUUGUCCCCAAAUGCAGAUCGAUCAUCGCCACAUACUUAUGCACUACACGGCGUGCUUGUGCAUUCUGGGAAUGUGAGCAGUGGUCACUACUUUGCUUUCCUAAAGCCAACCAAGGAUGAAACAUGGCUAAAAUUUGACGACGAACGCGUUACACGUGCUACGCUUGAUCAUGUCUUGGAAAACAAUUAUGGAAAUCAGACACCCUUUGGUGGUUAUUUCAACUUCCAGACCCUCCGGCGAUCUUCCAAUGCGUAUAUGCUGGUUUAUAUCCGUGAAUGCAUGGUGGAUGAUAUUUUGGACGCGGUUGACAAUUGUGACAUACCACAGCAUCUAUGGAAACGAUUGAAAGAGGAGGAAAUGCUAUGGCAAGAAGCACAAAGAAGACGAGAAGCUCAACAACUCUACUUGAACGCCAACGUUUAUUCGUCAGUUUCAUUUGACAUCAAUAAGCAGCAUGGAAUCAUCAAUGAGCGUCAUCCUGGUCCUAUCUCGAUGUCGAUGCCGGUGCGAAAAGAUGAGCUGUACCAUGACUUUAAGAACGAGAUUGCAAAGGGCUUCUAUAUGCCUACUUCAGAAAUCAAGCUGUGGUCGCUUAUUACUCGAUGCAACAAGACACUUCGCCCCGAGAGAUGCAUUGACAAUGUAGCCAACAGCGAUACCAGAGUGGAGGAAUUGAUGCAAUACAUGACCGGCGAUUCUCUUUCUCUUUAUGUCGAAUUUACAAAAGAGUAUGAACCGAUGCCUAGUGCAAUUGCACGCCCGUGGCUGUAUAGCAUGGCCGAUGAUGAAGACGAAGAUCAUGAUUACGAUUUUAUCAAGUUUUCGAAGGACACUAUCUCCACCCAGCCAAAGGACGACAACCCUAUGCUUCUAUUCAUCAAAAGCUUUAUUCCUGAAAGCCAAGAACUACACGCUCGAGGUACCAUGCAUGCUUACAAGCAUCAAAAGAUCGAGUCUGUCAUGGAACGUAUACGAAGUUUGGCGUACUUUUAUCCUUCGACCCCUUUGGCUCUUUAUGAGGAGGAAUCUCCGUAUGUUGUCAAGGCACUUCAAAUAGACUCCACGUUUGGUGAAUCUGGUAUUGAAACGGGAGACAUCAUUUGUGUGCAAAAGCAGUUAUCAGAACACGAGAUGGAGCAUAUGCGAGAAAGGGGAUUGUGCCCUACGGCUCGGGAAUACAUCACCUAUCUUGCGUACCAAGUUGAUGUCACAUUGCAGCCGCUGAAUGGGCAAGAACAACAGCUCCCGGCGAUCACGUUGUCCUUGUCAUAUACGACGAGCUAUGAGGAAAUUGUGGAGGAACUGGGCUAUCAUGCAAGGAUGGAUCCAAACUACGUGCUACUUUUUCGGCCUGGGCAUGCAAAACGAGAAACGCAAUGGGUCGCUAUUAGACGUUAUGAAGGAUGCACUUUGCAGGACUUGUUGACUUUUGCCGAUCCACAACAACCUUGCUUGGGAUAUCAAUUGCUGGACAUCACCUUGGAUGAAUAUGAAUCGCAGCGGCUAAUCAGCGUCAUCAUUUGCAAGGAAAACCUAGCCGUCAACAAUACCCAUACCGUCAAAGUUACCACGCCGAGAUCAGUAUCCUUUCGUGAGCUUUGGGAUCAACUCACAUUGGAGUCCAACCAUGACCUAACAAACUAUACCGGCAAAGUGCGCUUUGUCGUGGCCAUCCACCACCGUUUUUACGAGGCCUUUACAAUGGAUGAUUUGAUUGCUUACGUUCCGGAAGGAGACAAGUACCAGAUCUAUGCAGAGCCUAUACCGGAGGAUGAACAAAACGUGGAACCGGACAAUGUAUUGAUCCCCGUAUUUCAUUAUGAUGGCGACAUCCACCACAACCACUCGAUCCCUUUCCAGCUUAUGAUUAAAAAGGGUGAAUUGUUUUCUGAUACCAAAAAGCGACUACAAGCACGAACCGGAUUGACCAACGAAGAAUGGGGCAAGGUCAAGUGCUUCUUUGUACAAGACGACGUUGUGAUAGAAGAAUUGAAAGACAAUGACAAGCUCUCUGAUCGACCAUAUACUCCACUAAACGAACCAGCCCUCGGCUUGAACCACCCUGAAAGGACAUUCAAACCCAUAUUCCAAAGACCACUUCGCAUUCAAGGUUGA